Messenger RNA from Erigeron canadensis, 436 nucleotides. RefSeq lists its product as uncharacterized. The record is from RefSeq and is a predicted model, not a curated record. The transcript has 3 exons. Bases 22 to 273 code for a protein of 83 amino acids. Lineage: Eukaryota; Viridiplantae; Streptophyta; Magnoliopsida; Asterales; Asteraceae.
UAGGAAUUAAUUAAGGUAGAAAUGGGUGGAGGAAAUGGUCAGAAGGCAAAAAUGGCACGUGAGAGGAACUUAGAGAAAUCCAAAAGUGCUGCCAGCAAAGGUAGUCAGCUUGAAGCCAACAAGAAAGCUAUGAACAUUCAGUGCAAGGUAUGUAUGCAAACAUUUGUUUGUACAACAUCAGAGGUGAAAUGUCGGGAACAUGCCGAAGCAAAACACCCGAAAGCUCAUGUCUACACUUGUUUCCCUCUUCUUAAUAAUAAUCUUAAUAAAUGAUGAUAAGAAGGUCCUUAAGAUCAAACUUCAGCUAAUGUGACAUAAUUCGAAACAUUUGAUCAAGUUUGAUUAUUACGCUUCACCAUAGAGACGGUUUAUGUAAUUUACUCUUGUAUUAAUCUAGUAUGGAGCUGGAUCGAGUACAAUUAUUGUUGUAACGUGG